Messenger RNA from Penicillium oxalicum, 354 nucleotides. RefSeq lists its product as uncharacterized. Lineage: Eukaryota; Fungi; Ascomycota; Eurotiomycetes; Eurotiales; Aspergillaceae. The transcript is spliced from 2 exons. The coding region runs from base 1 to 354 and encodes 117 amino acids. The record is from RefSeq and is a predicted model, not a curated record. Gene Ontology annotation, molecular function: protein dimerization activity; DNA binding.
AUGAAAGAGGGACUGCGAACAAGUCAGGGAAGAAGAGACUACCAAAAGAUGCUGAGAAGAAGGGAAACACUUUUCAAAAAAGCCACCGAAUAUGACGUCCAGUGCGAUGCAGACAUUCAACUAGUUGUGCGGAUGAGGAAGACAGGUCAGAUUGUGAUUCUGACUACCAAUUCAAAAGGAUGGCCGCUAUCUGCAGAGCAGCUGGAGUCAAAUCACCCACAGCCAAUUUGGAAAACGACGGGCGAAUUUGCCGGCCAAAAGGGAUCCUGGGACGGCGCAAAUACUAACACUUCGGACGGCUCUGAAAUAAUUGGGCGAACACCAACGGGUCAAAACUACCCGCGUCAAAGCUGA